AGACAAAAAGUUACAGAAUGAAACGUUUUUGACAACUGGUGAAUAAAUAGCCCAGCUGACUGAUCAGAUGAUUUAUGUUGUGGACAAAACUGAAAUCUUUAAAAUUUUCGUGUUAUAAUCUUAAUAAAAAUUGUUUUAUUACUAAGUUAACAAUAUGACGGAUAAAUAUAGAGAUGAUGAAAUAAAGAUUCGUCCUGCAAAAGUGGAAGACAUGUCUGCGGUGGCCGAAAUGAUUCAGGAGCUGGCUGAUUUCGAAAAAAUGCCUGAAGGACCUAGAAUGUCGGUAAAGGACCUGCAGCACGAUGGGUUUGAGCGGCAGCCGCCGGCGUUCCGCUGCAAGGUGGCGGAGGUUCAGCGGGCGGGCGCGCAGCCCGUGGUGGGCUACGCGCUGUACUUCCCGACCUACUCCACGUGGGAGGGCCGCGCCAUGAUGCUGGAGGACCUGUAUGUGCGCACCAACCAGCGCCACAAGGGGGUGGGCAAGAGACUCUUCAAGGAGGUUGCCAAGGAGGCUUCCACAAGCGGUUGCACCCGUCUGGACUUCCAUGUUCUGGAAUGGAAUCCUGCCCGAUCCUUCUAUGAGAACAAAGGUGCUGUGAACCUGACCAACAAAGAGCAGUGGUGUUACUACCGACUGGCAGGUGAUGCCCUCCACAAGCUGUCCCUAGAAGCCCCCAGCAAUGUUAUCAAGAAGUGAUAUCAAAAGGAAAACACACAGUAUUUGUGCUCACUUAUAUAUUUCAUAAUACAUAUAAUAUACAACAGACUUCUCUUUGUACAUAUUUCUAGUUUAUAUUUAUCCAAAAUUUGAGACUUUAAUGUGAAUAGAGCCUCGCCUUAUUACAUUCUUAUAAAAAAAUCUAUUGAAGUUACCAGCAGAUAUCAAAGCCAGAAUUGCCUUAUAUUUGCAGUGUGACAUCUGUGCAAGACUGAACCAAAUUAAAAUAAAAAAUACA
Molecule: messenger RNA, 956 nt
Organism: Trichoplusia ni (cabbage looper)
Lineage: Eukaryota; Metazoa; Arthropoda; Insecta; Lepidoptera; Noctuidae
Product: diamine acetyltransferase 2-like
Exons: 4
Coding region: 155-697 (180 amino acids)
Molecular function (GO): N-acetyltransferase activity
Source: RefSeq, a predicted model, not a curated record